AUGGUUUCUCUCAAGUCCCUCCUCGUCGCCUUGACGGCCUUUACUGGCGUCAUGGCUUACCCAUUCGACUUCCUUCAUGAGCGAGAUGAGGGCAAUUCCACCGAGGCUCUCGAGAAGCGCCAGUCAACAGCCAACUCGGUCGGUACCCAUAACGGCUACUUCUACUCGUGGUGGACUGAUGGUGGUGGCUCUGCUACGUUCAACCUACUCGAAGGCUCGCGCUAUACAGUAAACUGGCGCAACACCGGUAACUUCGUCGGCGGCAAAGGCUGGAACCCAGGCAAUGGCCGCACCAUCAACUAUGGCGGCGCCUUCAACCCCUCCGGAAACGGCUACCUCGCCAUCUACGGCUGGACACGCAACCCUCUGGUCGAAUACUAUGUCAUUGAAUCCUACGGCACAUACAACCCGUCCCAGGGCGCCCAGUACAAGGGUAGCUUCACCACUGACGGUGGCACUUACAACGUCUAUGUUUCCACCCGCACCAACCAGCCGUCUAUCGACGGGACUAGGACCUUUCAGCAGUACUGGUCCGUUCGCCAGGGCAAGCGUGUUGGUGGUUCGGUGACUAUGCAGAAUCACUUCAAUGCUUGGGCCCGCAAUGGGUUGAAUUUGGGGACGCAUUACUAUCAGAUCGUUGCGACUGAGGGGUAUCAGAGCAGUGGAAGCUCAGAUAUCUACGUGCAGACGAGGUAA
This is a messenger RNA of Cyphellophora attinorum, 696 nucleotides long. Its product is annotated as Endo-1,4-beta-xylanase G. The record is from RefSeq and is a predicted model, not a curated record. Gene Ontology annotation, biological process: xylan catabolic process. Bases 1 to 696 code for a protein of 231 amino acids. NCBI's taxonomy places the organism in Eukaryota, Fungi, Ascomycota, Eurotiomycetes, Chaetothyriales, Cyphellophoraceae. Gene Ontology annotation, molecular function: hydrolase activity, hydrolyzing O-glycosyl compounds. The transcript is spliced from 3 exons.